Penicillium cosmopolitanum is the source of this 11475-nucleotide messenger RNA. RefSeq lists its product as uncharacterized. Gene Ontology annotation, biological process: fatty acid biosynthetic process; secondary metabolite biosynthetic process. The record is from RefSeq and is a predicted model, not a curated record. Gene Ontology annotation, molecular function: fatty acid synthase activity; phosphopantetheine binding. NCBI's taxonomy places the organism in Eukaryota, Fungi, Ascomycota, Eurotiomycetes, Eurotiales, Aspergillaceae. Bases 1 to 11475 code for a protein of 3824 amino acids. The transcript has 9 exons.
AUGACGAGAGAUGCUCAGUAUGUUACUGAGCCCAUCGCAAUCGUUGGUAGUGCCUGCAGGUUCCCAGGUAAUGCAAACACGCCUGAGAAGUUGUGGGGUCUUCUUAAGAAGCCCCGGGAUGUCUUGAGAGAAAUACCUCCCGAUCGAUUCAACGUCGACAAAUUUUAUCACCCAGACGCCGCUCACCAUGGAACGUCAAACGUCCGCCAUUCCUACAUACUAUCAGAAGACCAUCGCUUGUUCGACGCCCAGUUCUUUGGGACCAAGCCAGUAGAAGCAAUUUCGAUUGAUCCACAGCAGCGCAUGUUGCUAGAGACCGUCUAUGAGGGCCUGGAGGCAGCCGGAAUGCCGAUAGAGAAGCUACAAGGCUCAAAUACUGGUGUAUAUGUAGGACUGAUGACGAACGAUUACACAGAUAUCGUGGGUCGAGACAUCCAGAAAUACCCAACAUACUUUGCAUCAGAGUUGCAGUUGCGGCCGGGACAAAUCUUCUCCUCAGGACCUGAGCAGUACGUUGCCGAGAGCAAGUUAAAAAUGUUGUCACCGACUGGCCGCUCAAAAAUGUGGGACCGGGAUGCGGAUGGAUAUGCCCGGGGUGAUGGAAUCGCAGUUGUGGUUGUAAAAUCACUGGCUGCUGCGCUAGCCGACGGUGAUCACAUCGAAUGCAUAAUUCGCGAAUCAGGAAUAAAUCAAGACGGGCAUACGAAAGGGAUUACGAUGCCCAACCCCGUAGCACAGGCAGAACUCAUUCGCUCCACCUAUGAAAGAGCGGGUCUAGAUUUAUCGCGGCCUAGCGACCGGCCGCAGUACUUUGAGGCCCACGGAACUGGAACUCCGGCAGGGGAUCCAGUCGAAGCAGAGGCUAUCAGUACAGCAUUCUUUGGAGAGAAAGCUGGAUACACACGAGACCUUGAUGGAGGGCCACCUUUGUUUGUGGGAUCCAUCAAGACAGUGAUUGGGCAUACUGAAGGCACAGCUGGAUUGGCCGCUAUUUUAAAGACUUCGCUGGCUCUACAAAACGCAAAAGUCCCUCCAAACAUGCUAUUCAAUCGGUUGAAUCCUGCUAUUUUGCCGUUUUACAACGACCUAGAGAUUGUCACGGAGGCGCAAGAGUGGCCAGGAUUGCCGAGCUCCACAACCCGUCGUGCAAGUGUGAACAGUUUUGGAUUUGGAGGAGCAAAUGCACAUGCUAUCCUUGAAUCAUACAACAGGACUACAAGUAUUGGCAGUUGUUUGAUAAACGCUAGGCAUCUUGUGCCUUUUAACUUCUCUGCUAACUCUUCAAAAUCGCUUUUUGCAAGUCUUGCUGCACAUUCCGCAUAUUUGAAUACAGAGGAUGGUAUUAGUCUCAGAGAUCUAGCAUGGACUCUGAACUCUCGCCGCUCAACCCUACCAAUUCGAAUUUCAAUUGCAGCAUCCGAUAAGGAAGAUCUGACGAAGAAGCUGGAAGCCAUUGUCAGAUCACCACCAAACUCGAGCCCUUCGGCACCAAAUACGAUUUCCGAACAGCCCAAAUUCCUCGGUGUAUUUACAGGACAGGGAGCCCAAUGGGUUCAAAUGGGAGCUGAGCUGCUCGACAGUUGCCCACUCGCAAUCCAAUGCAUCACUAAUCUCGAUAUGGCACUGCAAGCCAUCUCUGAGUCAGAUCGUCCAGACUGGUUAUUGAAAGAGGAGAUAAUGAAAGACAGUCUCUCAUCUCGUAUCGGUGAAGCGCUUUUCUCGCAAACAAUCUGCACUGCCGUUCAGGUAAUGCUGGUUGAUCUCAUUCAAGCUGCAGGUAUUCAUUUUGAUACCGUUGUCGGCCAUUCGUCUGGCGAGAUUGCUGCGGCAUAUGCGGCCGGAUAUAUCUCCGCAAGUGAUGCAAUCAGAAUAGCCUACUAUCGGGGCUUGUCUUUACAAUACGCUCAGCGUGACGGUGGAAAUCGAGGUAUUGGUGCAAUGAUGGUGGCUGGAACUUCCUUUGAAGACGCCCAUGAGCUCUGCGAGAUGCCAACCCUCAAAAGCCGCAUUUGUAUUGCUGCUAGCAACUCAUCAGACAGCAUCACUCUUUCGGGUGAUAUCGACGCGGUGAAUGAAGUGAUCGACAUAUUCGAGGAUGAAGGGAAAUUCAGUAGGCUGCUUAAGGUGGACAAAGCUUACCAUUCACAUCACAUGCUACCUUGUGCCACGCCAUAUAUGGAGAACUUGAAAAGGUCCGCUAUUUCUCCUUGCCGCAUAUCCGAGCGUCGGACCACGUGGAUAUCAAGUGUGUACGCCCUGGAUAUUACCCACGUGAAAGACGAAAUCUCAAGCACGUAUUGGAGUAACAAUAUGAUCAAACCGGUUCUUUACUCUCAGGCUAUUAGCUUUGCCACUGGUGCAAAGGGUCCUUUUGACAUGGUCCUCGAGAUUGGCCCACACCCAGCACUAAAGGAGCCUACACUACAGACUAUCUCGGAGGUUUCAGGCCAGGGAGUUCCAUAUUCAGCAACGCUAAUCCGUGGAACUUCAGGCACCGAAGCAUUUGCCUCUAUGCUCGGAGCUGUCUGGUGUGCACUAGGAAGUGGGGUCAUAGACUACCAACACUUCGACAGUGAGACCACACCCGGAAACUCCCCACCCAAGCUGUUGAAGAAUCUCCCAACUUAUCAAUGGGACCACGACCGGGUAUACUGGCACGAGUCACGUUCUUCAGCUGUCUUCAGAACUGGAGCUGGAAAGUUCCAUCCACUUCUCGGCACCAAAUGUCCAGAUGGGACAACGAAAGAAAUCCGCUGGCGAAACUACCUUUACCCGCGUGAGAUCUCAUGGCUUGCACAUCACCAAGUGCAAGGUCAAAUGGUUUUCCCAGCUGCAGGAUAUAUCACAGCUGCAACAGAACUAAUUGCGGAUCAAUAUGGUAUUGACUCGAUCCAAAUGAUUGACUUCCAGGACGUCAUCAUCGGACAGGCGUUAACAUUCGAAGAAGGGUCUGGGACUGAGGUUAUUUUCGCAUUCACCAUCACAAGCAGCCAGGAUAACACCAUUACAGCUGUUUUCAACUGUUAUUCAGAGAGUAACAGAGGCACUUUGUCUCCAGUCCUUCAUGCGUCUGCCGGAGCGCUGAUAAUGUUGGGCGAGGUCAAACAUGACUCCCUUCCGCCCGUAAGGAAAUGCACAGAUUCCUUUCUCGAGCUUGAAGCAAAGCGAUUCUACGAUCAUGUGACGGAAAUAGGGUUUGGGUAUACUGGUCCAUUUGUUGCACUUUCUGAGCUUACCAGGAGAAUGGACAAGGCCACCGGUAUAAUUGCUGUGCCAGACGAGGGCAAUAUUAAUCCACCCUUCAUAAUCCAUCCUGCGUCUUUAGACGGAGCCAUUCAGUCCAUUAUGUUGGCGUAUUCGUUCCCCGGAGACGGUCGCUUGAAUAGCCUCCAUCUACCAACGAGUAUCGAUCACAUUAGAGUCGACCCAUCUUCUUUCAGGAGCACGGCCGUGCCUGGGUCCAGACUACCAUUCUACUCCUCGGUUGCAGAGGGGAAGUUCUCCGAGCUCUCGGGUGAUGUGGAGAUAUAUUCGCCAGAUUCCAGAUCUACGAUUUUACAACUGGAAGGGUUGCAUACCACCCCUCUAGCUCCAUUGUCGCCUGCCACUGACACCCCACUGUUUACCGAAAUUACUUGGGCACCAGAAAGGCCCUCUGUCUACGAUUUGCCAAGUGCUCCCGAACCGGGUUCUCAAGAUUACAAUAUAUCGCUCGAUCUAGAACGUGUUGCAUUAUUCUAUCUAAAACAGCUCGCUGUUCAAUCCGAGUCAAUUCCUCGUAUAUCCGGGAAACUUCAUAGCCUUGUGUCUUACGCAAAGCAUUGUGUUACACAGGUUGAGUCAUGUGAGCAUCUAUUUGCACAAUCUCAAUGGUCCAAUGAUACGACAAAAGAUAUAGACACCAUUGCGAAGGGAAACGCUGCUGUCGGAAAUAUCAAUUUUCAGGCCUUGCAUAAAUUUGCCGAAAAUAUCCCAUCCAUCCUCUGUGGUAAAGUCGAUGCCUUGGAGGUUCUCAUGGAGGAUCACUUGCCAAGUCAAUUAUACACCGGGACUUUUGGGUUUCAAUUUUAUCUACGACAGUUGGGCAGAAUCGCUGGACAGAUCAGCAACCGCUUCCCACACAUCAAUAUACUGGAGCUCGGUUCCGGCACGGGACAGGCCGCAAAUUCUGUUCUCUCAGAAUUAGGCACCGCGUUUUCUUCUUACACGUAUACAAGUGCUACGGACUUUCUAUUGGAUACUGCACGGACAGAGGUUUCCGGGGAUCGUACAAAAUUGAUUUUUAAGGUGCUUGAGGUUGAACAAGAUAUCAUCGCUCAGGGAUUUUCCGAGAAUCAGUACGAUCUAGUCAUUGCUUCUCUAUCCCUCUACCCCACAAGGGAUGUGGAAGCGACUUUGUUCAAAAUCCGUCGUUUAAUCAAACCUGGUGGUUACUUGAUUCUUCUGGAAGUAACAAAUCACAACUCCAUGCACGUUGGACUUAUUCUUGGCUGUCUUUCAGGAUGGUUCCCCAACAGAACAAAUGAACAAAACCUCUCGUCGUGUCUCUCUGUUGAAAGAUGGAGAUACUUCAUGGAUAGGACUGGUUUUUCGAACACAGAUAUUGUUUUGCAACACCCAGGUCACUCCCCAACACCGUUCUCUCUAAUGCUUACCCAGGCAGUCGAUGACCGUGUGAAUUUCUUGCGUGAUCCCCUUGCGAAUUCUCUACAUUCCUUUUCUUCGCAGUCUCUAACCAUAAUCGGUGGGAACUCAGCCCAAACAGCCACAUUGAUUGCCGAUAUCGAGUGCAUGGUGACCCCAUACUUUGGUAUCGUGAACAUAUCCACUUCUCUUACCGAUUUGACGCAAGGAUAUCUUACCCCUAUGGGCACGGUAUUGAGUUUGACUGAAUUGGAUGAGCCAACAUUUGUGUCGAUGACGCCAGAGAAGUUGAGAGCCUGUCAAGAGCUGUUCAAGCAAAGUAAAAAUAUCAUCUGGGUUGGAGAAGGCGCACAGGGGAGUAAUCCAUUUUCAAACAUGUUUGUCGGCAUCCAGCGAACAUUGGUAACAGAAAUGGACCACCUUAGGGUGCAGUUUCUCAACCUGGAUUCAAUGGUUGAAGCUCAAGGAGUUGAGAUUACGAAGCGACUGUUACAGUUCAUGGCGGGAGACCAGUGGGAUCUAAUGAUACAGGCAAAAGAGUUACUCUGGUACACUGAACCAGAAUUACACCUGAAGAAGGGAAGAUCUUUCAUCCCACGACUAAAGUUGAGUCACGAUCGAAAUGAACGAUACAAUUCUGGGAAAAGAUUAAUAGUCAAAACCGUUCCAUGGAUCGAAUCGACAAUUUCUAUUGUCCCCUCCGAGAAUGGGUACCAGGUUUUCGAGUGUGGUGAAGACUCAUCACUAUUUCUCCCUCGAGGGAAGGUUCAAGUCACUAGUGCGCUGCUCAGACCAGUUGAGAUGGGUCUGAAUCGGUAUUUCUUCCUUAUCGCAGGCAGAGAGGUCGAUGGUGGUAAUCGGGUUAUUGGAUUCUCUGAUAGCUUGAAAUCUUGCAUAGGCCUGCCUUUAUCCAGUAUGAUGAGAUGCGGCCAGUCCGAAAAGGAGGCGCUGAGUUGGAUGUUAAAGGUCUACAUAAAUCUUCUUGCUCAGUCUGCAAUUAGGAAGGUCCCACCUGGAAAGUCCCUCGCUGUCCUUGACCCCGAUUUUUCGAUUUUAGCAGCAUUGAAACACUAUGCGACUCAAAUGAAUGUACAGCUGGCUCUUAUAACUAGCAAUGACCCAUCAGCCCCAUCGCCAUGGAUCUAUAUUCAUCCUCUUUCAACACGCCGGGUAUUACAUAGCAGUAUUCCGCCUCAAGUUACUCACUUUUUUGACGCAGAGUUAGGUAGAAGAACGCCCUCCAUUAUCCUGCAAGCCCUACCAAAAGGUUGCGUGAUUCAGACCGAAGCUUCACUCACCGGUGGUUGUUCCAAUCGACUGUCACAGGCCAACCUGGAUGAGGUCAAUGUGAAUUUUCAAAGUUCAUGGGCAACGGCAGGUGAACAUGAUAUCCCGGUCAAUAUCAAACGAUUCCCGAUUCAUGAUAUUAAAUCUCUAAUCGAAGACGAAAUAAAGCCAAACAACCAGGGAAUUGUCUCGCUAGAUCUCCCGAACUUGCCCAUUCAAGUCUUACCUGCUAGCAAAACUGUCAGAUUCUCAAAGAAUAAGACCUAUUGGUUGAUAGGCUUGACGAGCGGGCUCGGGCUCUCCAUCUGUGAAUGGAUGGUUCGACAAGGUGCCAGAUACAUCGCUUUAUCCAGUCGCAAUCCAACCUUGGACAAGAACUGGAUUGGUUCAAUGGCUUGUCGUGGAUGCACCAUUCGAGCGUUGCCAGCUGAUGUAACUGAUCGUAACUCCAUCCAUGAAUCCUAUCAGCUUAUAACGGAAACCAUGCCCCCAGUGGGUGGUGUUGCUCAAGGCGCGAUGGUGCUGGAAGACACCAUGUUCUUCGAUCUAGACCUUCCUCGUUUCGAAAAUGUACUUCGCCCCAAGGUCCAAGGCACUCUCUUGCUCGAUGAAAUUUUCAAGGACAAUAUUUUGGACUUUAUGAUAUUCCUCUCUUCUAUGGCCUCAAUCACGGGAAAUCCCGGCCAGGUGGCGUAUAAUGCUGCAAACAUGUUUAUGGCUAGCUUGGCUGCACAACGACGACAGCGCGGUCUUGCCACACAUGCUAUUAAUCUUGGCGCCAUUGUAGGAAACGGAUACGUUACACGAGAACUCAGCAUUGACCAGCAGUCCUACCUUUAUAGAACUGGGCAUAAUUGGAUGUCUGAACAGGAUUUUCACGAGACUUUUGCAGAAGGUGUUAUUUCAUGUCUGCAUGGGGCAAGGGAUGCUGAUCCCUGUAGUAGCCUCAGAAUUGACGAUGACCAAUCGAAGAAGUGGUAUAUGAAUCCCAUGUUCCAACAUCUGGUGUCUAGAAGAGACCCUUUGAUUGCUGGUGAAAGGAAAGGAAAAUCUGGACUUGCCCUCAAAACACAACUUAUCAACUCAUCAUCCCAGUUUGAAGCGAUGGAGAUAUUGCAAGGUGCCUUUGCCAUCAAACUACAAUCAGCUCUCCAGACUGAUCCAAGCAAAUCAGUUGUCUACAUGAGCCCGGAUGAACUGGGAGUUGACUCACUGGUGGCUGUGGAUAUCCGCUCAUGGUUUCUUAAGGAGUUAGGCCUCGAUAUUCCCGUGCUGAAGAUCUUCAAUGCAGCUUCUAUCCGAGAAUUAUUAGAAUUUUCCUUUGCCAUUCUACCCAAAUCUACUGGUCCGAAUUCUCUUCCAGAAGUGUCUCGGGAGGCCGAGCAAGCUUAUCCCGGUUCCAAUGGGCGGGCCGAACGAGCCACAGGUCCGGUUAAAGAAGAUGAAAUUGACGUCACCGGUGCGACUAACACGGUCGAUGUGAUUAAUGAAGAUUGGGCUGAACAUGAAAAAACAUUCAACAUCGAUUAUCCAUCAAAUGGUGAAACCGAAAGCGCAGGGUUUUGGUUCCUGACAAACUUUGUUCAGCACAAAACCGCCUUCAAUGUCACUCCGGUGUUUGAGUUGAGAGGAAGGUUCUCUAUCGAUCGCUUCACGAAGGCGGUCCGCAAAGUCUCUCAGCAUCAUGAGGCACUGAGGACAUUCUUCUUUGUUGAUAGCGCCCAGCGGCCCAUGCAAGGAGUCUGGGAUACUCCAAAGCUUCACCUCGAGCAUAACAACAUCAAUCACGAAAUAGAGGCCCAGGUAGCCGCAAACGAAAUGGGCACAUAUACUUUCGACCUUGCCGAAGGGGAUGUUAUUCGCAUAAAGGUGCUUUCCCUGGGUCUUGACCGGCAUUGGAUCAUUUUCGGCUUCCACCAUAUUAUCAUGGAUGGUAUCAGCUUUGAGAUUUUUUCGUCUGAUCUCGAAACAGCUUACAAUGGAACUGCAUUGUCGCCUGUUGUUCAAUACCCAGAUUUUGCCAUGCAGCAACUUCAAUAUCUUGAACAUGGUGAAUAUCAAGUCGAGCCAAGAUAUUGGAAGAGGCAAUUUCCGGAAGUCCCAGCCCCUAUUCCGUUACUUCCAUUUUCUCUACGAUCUGAUCGACCUAUGGUUGUCGGUUUCAGCUCGCAUAUGGCUCAGUUAAGUCUCAGUACCGCCUUGGCGAAGGAUAUUGAGAGAUGCUGUCGCAAAUUCAGAGUAACGCCCUUUCACUUCCAUCUUGCAACAUGGCAGAUAUUUCUACUGCGCCAUCUAGACCUUGAUAAGAUAUGCGUUGGGCUUGGAGAUGGCAAUCGCACACACCCUGAUGUGAUGCAGACGGUGGGACUUUUCCUAAAUACUCUUCCUCUUCAAUUCGAAAAUCAACCAGCUCAGACAUUUGGCCAAGUUGUGAAGCAUACAAAGGUCGUUUCUCAAAAUGCUUUCGCAAAUGCUCGCAUUCCAUUUGACGCUAUACUCGAUGAGCUAAAGGUUCAUCGCUCAGCUUCAUACAAUCCACUGUUUCAAACUUUUUUCAACUUCCGGCAGAACCUUGAAGUCUCGCGGAGUUUUUGCGGCUGUACUGCUCAGGCCUCGCUUAUAAGUCCAGGGGAUACUUCCUACGAUCUCCAACUGGACGUGAGCACCUCUAACAAUGGAGAUACAUCGAAUGUGGCGAUCAAGGAGUCAAGUGGUGAUGAGCUCACUUACUUGAAGUUCCAACAGCGCAUCGCCAUGAUUUCAAAAAAGAUGUUAGAUUCCGGCGUCCAUCAAGGUGCUCGGAUUGCUGUGUUGCUAUCUCCGACUUCAGACUGGAUUUGCACAAUUUUUGCCAUUCUGCGUAUUGGUGCUAUAUACAUUCCACUCGACAGAAAGCUGGGCUUAGCUCGACUAGCCUAUAUUGUUUCGGAUUCAAACCCACUUGCUGUUAUACUCGACUCGACCACUGCUUCCGACAUCCCAGGGCUCAAAACUGAAGCCCAAUGCAUCGACAUAACGAAACUACCCAUCGUCACCGGAGAUCCUCCACCAAAUGUCGCGGCGCCAGAUCAGUCCGCUAUAAUAAUGUACACAAGUGGCUCUACGGGAACCCCCAAGGGAAUUCUGAUCCAGCAUUCGGCAUACAUACACCACAUACAGGCAUUCUGUGCGGUAUGGGACAUCGGAGAAGCUAAAGAAACAAUCCUCCAACAGUCCUCAUAUGCAUGGGACAUGUCCAUUUACCAAGUAUUUGUUUGUGCUUGUAGUGGUGGAAUUUUGGUCGUCGCCGACAGCAUUUCCCGGGGAGACCCCUUUGCUAUUUCGCACAUAAUUUCCUCCCGGGGAAUUACGAUAACUUUUGCCACUCCAACUGAAUAUCUAACCUGGCUUCAACAUGGUCGGCAGAACUUGCGAGAAUCUCGCCUGAAGAAAGCAGUCUCUGGAGGCGAGUUCAUAUCAGCUAGUCUUACCCGAGAGUUUCAAUCCUUGAACAAAAAGGAUCUCAAGUUGAUAAAUGUUUACGGCCCAGCGGAAACAACCCUGUCGUGCAGCUCCGCCGAAGUCUUUUAUAUGGAAGCAUAUCAAAAGCUUCAGAAGCCUCAGUUUGGUCUUCGUACACUGCCAAAUUAUUCCAUAUUUGUCGUGGACCACAACCUCAAUCCUGUCCCUCUUGGCAUUCCGGGUGAGGUGGUUGUUGGCGGACUCGGCAUCGCGCGAGGGUAUUUGGAUUCCAAUCAGACAAAGGAAAGAUUUUUUGUUGAUGUCCAUGCGAGUCCAUUUUUCAAGAGCAAUGAUUGGACCGUCGUUCACCGAACUGGCGAUCGCGGUAUGUUGACGAAACAAGAUGGUCUCAUUCUGAUGGGCCGUAUAUCUGGUGACAAUCAAAUCAAAUUGGGUGGAAUUCGCAUUAAUGUCGAAGAGAUUGAAAAGGCAAUCUUGGACAUUUCAGAAGGUACCAUAUCACAGGCAGUGAUUUCUCCUCGACAUGCUGAGCCGCAUUCCGGUGACCAAGAGCUAAUAUUGGUGGCCUUUGUCGUAAUGAACAGCGUUACUGAAAAUGCUGAUGGGUUUCUGGAGGCUCUAGUUCAAGAUCUACCUCUUCCGCCAUUUAUGCGCCCGGUUGCAAUUAUUCCUGUUGGCUCACUUCCUCAGAACGCCUCUUGCAAAGUAGAUCGAUCUGCAGUUAACAAACUUCCUUUGCCAAAUAUCGUUUCAAGUCCCAGAGCUAGUGUGGAUCCCUUGCCUCUAGAGACUUUACUGCGCCAACUUUGGAAAGAGGCCAUACCAGGAACAGUCUUCUCUCUUUACUCAGUUGAUUCUGAAUCGGAUUUUUUCCAUGUCGGAGGAACUUCAUUGUCUCUUGUUUCUCUUCAGUCACUUAUAAAUCGGCACCUGGGGCUCCUCGUUGCUCUUCACCGGUUAUUUGAGGCGAGUACUUUACAAGGAAUGGCAAGGAGCCUUGAGAGGCUAUCCUCACAGAGUUCGUAUGAAUCUGUUGACUGGGAAGCUGAGGUUCAGCAUCUUGUCCUUGGUGUUACUUCUGAUGAAGGCAAUGACAUAGACUCCGGCAAUUCUCCCGCCGGAACUGAUGUCGUGGUUCUUACUGGUGCAACAGGCUUUAUUGGAAGGGAAAUUUUGAAACAGCUGUUGAAAUCUGACACAGUUCACGCUGUGCAUUGUAUUGCAGUACGAAAGCCGAAAGACAAGUUGCCAACCAUUCUUCAGCAUCCAAAAGUCCAAAUGUACCAUGGUGAUUUGGGUUCUCCUCGACUUGGCUUAUCAGUUGCCGAUGCGGCGAUGAUAUUUCACAUUGCCGACAUAGUUAUUCAUAAUGGGGCCGAUGUUUCUUUCAUGAAGACCUAUCAAUCGCUUAAACUGAUCAAUGUCGCCUCCACUCAAGAGCUCAUCAAACUUGUCCUUCCAAGAAAAAUCCCUUUUCAUUUUGUCUCUUCGGCAAGCGUUACUCGCUUAGCUUCACAGGAGAUAUUCACCGAGGCUUCGGUUGCUCAAUAUCCUCCACCAAACCAUUCUGAUGAUGGAUACACUGCAAUGAAAUGGGUCAGUGAAGUAUUCCUCGAACGGAUAAGUCAUCAAUUCAAUUUAGAUGUCUUCAUCCACCGGCCCUCGAGUGUCAUGGGGGAUGGCGCCCCUGAUCUCGAUCUUAUGAGAAAUGUUAUUGAAUAUUGCCAAAGGACAAAGGUGAUUCCGGACCUGAAUUCCUGGUCGGGUACCUUUGACUUAAUUUCCGUUGAGUCAGUGGGUGCAACAAUCAUCGAAGCUGUCCUUGUGUCUGGUAAAGACACAUCUGGUGCAAAUGCAGGGAAAGUUCGUUAUAUUCAUGAGUGCGGCGAAGUUCAAUUAGCCCCGGAUGAAGUCAGAUCGUUCCUGGAAUUCAGGACAGGGGAGAACUUCAAAGAGGUAUCCCUUGGUGAUUGGGUCGAAUGUGCCGAGGAGGCCGGAAUGAACACUCUGGUUGGUCUUUACUUGCGAAAAUCUCCUGAUGGGCUGGCCCUGUUGCCAAGAUUGACCAAAGUGGGUGCAUAA